AUGACAGGUGUGACAGCCCCAGGCUCUCUCCCCAUCACAGUGUGUGACAGCCCCGAUCUCUCUCCCCAUCACAGAGAGAUUUCCGACUUAACCAUGCAGAUUGCGGAAAUGAGCAAGAAUCUUCAGGAAGUGGAGAAGACCAGGAAGCAAGUGCAGCAAGAAAAGUCAGACCUCCAGGCUGCCCUGGAAGAGGUGGAGGGUUCCUUGAAGCAUGAAGAGGGCAAGAUUUUGCGUGUCCAGCUAGAGUUGAACCAGCUGAAAUCUGAGCUUGACCGCAAGAUCACUGAGAAGGAAGAAGAAAUCGAGCAGCUGAAAAGAAACAGCCAGCGGGCAGCAAAGGCCAUGCAAAGCGUGCUGGAUGCUGAGAUCCAGAGCCGGAAUGUUGCUCUGAGGCUGAAGAAGAAGAUGGAGAGAGACCUCAGUGAGAUGGAGAUUCAGCUGGGCCACUCCAACCGCCAGGUGGCAGAGACCCAGAAACACCUGUGCUCAGUCCAGAGCCAGCUCAAGGGCUCCCAGCUGCAUCUGGAUGACGCCCUGAGGAGCAGUGAGGACCUCAAGGAGCAGCUGGCCCUCGUGGAGCGCAGGAAUGGCCUCUCGCUGGAGGAGCCGGAGGAGAGGAAGGUGGCCCUGGCGCGGACGGAGCGCACCCGCAAGCUGGCGGAGCACGAGCUGCUGGAGGCCAGCGACCACGUGCAGCUCCUUCACCCCCCCAACACGUGCCUGAUAAAUACCAAGAAAAAACUGGAAGCUGACAUAGCCCAAUGCCAGGCAGAGGUGGAGAAGUCUAUCCAGGAGUCCAAAAAUGCAGAGGAGAAGGCCAAGAAGGCCGGCACGGAUGCGGCCAUGAUGGCCGAGGAGCUGACAGAGAAGGAGCAGGACACCAGCGCCCACCUGGAGCGGACGAAGAAGAACCUGGAGCAGACGGUGAAGGACCUGCAGCACCGCCUGGACGAGGCUGAGCAGCUGGCCCUGAAGGGCAGCAAGAAGUACAUCCAGAAGCUGGAGGGUAGGGUACGUGAGCUUGAAGGAGAGGUUGAAAGUGAGCAGAAACGUAAUGCUGAGGCUGUUAAAGGUUUGCAGAAACACGAGAGAAGAGUAAAGGAACUCACCUACCAGACUGAGGAAGACCGCAAGAAUGUUCUCAGGCUGCAAGACCUGGUAGAUAAAUUACAGGCAAAGGUGAAAUCAUACAAGAGACAAGCUGAGGAGGCUGAGGAGCAAUCCAACGCUAAUCUUGCCAAAUUCCGCAAGCUCCAGCACGAGCUGGAGGAGGCCGAGGAACGGGCUGACAUUGCCGAGUCCCAGGUCAACAAGCUGCGGGUGAAGAGCCGGGAGAUUCACACACAAGUCAGUGCAGAGUGAACACAUCUGCCUGAUGCUGCCAAGGGGCUGAAGAAAUGCACAAAAUGUGCUAUUUUGGGUCACUUGCUUUGUGAUGUUUUUCUCUUCAUGUUGAAUAAAUAAAAACUACAGUGAACUGAUAAA
Messenger RNA from Balaenoptera acutorostrata (minke whale), 1485 nucleotides. Its product is annotated as myosin-8-like. NCBI's taxonomy places the organism in Eukaryota, Metazoa, Chordata, Mammalia, Artiodactyla, Balaenopteridae. The record is from RefSeq and is a predicted model, not a curated record. The transcript has 11 exons. Gene Ontology annotation, cellular component: myosin complex. Bases 1 to 1362 code for a protein of 453 amino acids.